AGGUCCUUAUAGCGAGAAGCGGCCAUCGCGGUACAGCGUUCUCGUCUUGUUGUCAGGAUGCCGGCUGUGUCGAAGGGCGAUGGCAUGCGAGGGCUCGCGGUUUUCAUCUCCGACAUCAGGAACUGUAAGAGCAAAGAGGCAGAAAUAAAAAGAAUAAACAAAGAACUGGCAAAUAUUCGAUCUAAGUUUAAAGGUGAUAAAGCGCUUGAUGGCUACAGUAAGAAAAAAUAUGUCUGCAAACUGCUUUUCAUCUUCCUUCUGGGUCAUGAUAUUGAUUUCGGCCAUAUGGAAGCUGUGAAUCUACUGAGUUCAAACAAAUACACAGAGAAGCAAAUUGGCUAUCUGUUCAUCUCCGUACUUGUGAAUUCAAACAGUGAGCUGAUACGCCUGAUAAACAAUGCAAUCAAGAAUGACCUGGCCAGCCGGAACCCCACUUUCAUGGGACUAGCUCUGCACUGUAUUGCCAAUGUAGGCAGUAGAGAGAUGGCAGAAGCAUUUGCUGGAGAAAUUCCAAAAAUACUUGUAGCUGGAGAUACAAUGGAUAGCGUGAAGCAGAGUGCAGCCCUGUGCUUGCUACGAUUAUACAGAACUUCCCCUGACUUGGUUCCUAUGGCAGACUGGACAUCAAGAGUUGUGCAUCUUCUCAAUGACCAACAUCUGGGUGUGGUUACUGCUGCUACAAGUUUGAUCACUACUCUGGCACAAAAGAACCCUGAUGAAUUUAAAACCUCAGUCUCUCUGGCUGUCUCCAGACUCAGUAGAAUUGUGUCAUCUGCAUCAACUGAUCUCCAGGAUUAUACCUAUUACUUUGUCCCGGCUCCAUGGUUAUCUGUGAAGCUUCUGAGACUCUUACAGUGCUAUCCACCUCCAGAAGACCCGUCCGCACGAGGCCGUCUCACAGAGUGUCUGGAAACUAUUCUUAAUAAAGCUCAAGAACCGCCAAAGUCCAAGAAAGUACAGCAUUCAAAUGCAAAAAAUGCAGUACUGUUUGAGGCCAUUAGUUUAAUUAUCCACCAUGAUAGUGAGCCAAACCUGCUUGUUCGUGCCUGUAAUCAGUUAGGCCAGUUCUUGCAGCACCGGGAAACUAAUCUCCGUUACUUAGCACUGGAAAGCAUGUGCACUCUUGCCAGUUCUGAGUUUUCACAUGAGGCCGUGAAAACACACAUAGAAACAGUUAUCAAUGCACUGAAGACCGAGAGAGAUGUAAGUGUACGACAAAGAGCUGUGGAUCUCCUGUAUGCCAUGUGCGACCGAAGCAAUGCCCAACAGAUUGUUGCUGAGAUGCUGAAUUACUUAGAAACUGCUGAUUAUUCCAUUAGAGAAGAAAUUGUACUAAAGGUUGCAAUUUUAGCUGAGAAGUAUGCAGUGGACUACACCUGGUAUGUCGAUACAAUCUUGAAUCUGAUUCGAAUUGCUGGGGAUUAUGUGAGUGAAGAGGUGUGGUACAGAGUCAUUCAGAUCGUAAUUAACAGAGAUGAUGUGCAAGGAUACGCAGCAAAGACUGUCUUUGAGGCUCUUCAAGCACCAGCCUGCCAUGAGAACUUGGUAAAAGUAGGUGGUUACAUCUUGGGAGAAUUUGGAAAUCUGAUUGCUGGUGAUCCAAGAUCUAGUCCUCUGAUCCAGUUCAACCUGCUACACUCCAAGUUCCAUUUGUGUAGUGUUCCUACUCGUGCUUUGCUUCUGUCCACUUACAUCAAGUUUGUGAAUUUGUUUCCUGAGAUAAAAAUGACCAUUCAAGAUGUACUACGCAGCGAUAGUCAGCUGAAAAAUGCUGAUGUCGAGCUACAGCAGAGAGCUGUUGAAUACCUGAGGCUCAGUACAAUUGCAAGUACUGAUAUCUUGGCAACUGUACUAGAAGAAAUGCCUCCCUUUCCAGAGAGGGAGUCCUCUAUUCUGGCCAAACUCAAGAGGAAAAAAGGCCCCAACACAGUUACUGACCUGGAAGAGACAAAAAAGGAGAGAAACUCUGAUGUGAAUGGGGGGACUGAAGCUACUCUUGUCAAUGCCAGUACUACGUCAACUCCAUCUCCUUCAGCAGAUCUUUUAGGUCUUGGGGCAGCCCCAGCAACAAAUUCUGUACCUCCCCCAACAUCUAGUGGCAGCUUGUUGGUGGAUGUCUUCUCAGAUUCUUCUGCAGUUCCUGCUUCUCUUGCACUUAAUUCUGAAGAUAAUUUUUCAAGUCCUGACCUGGCUUCAACUGAGCAGGUAGUUUCUGAGGAACCAGCUGAUGCUGUGCAUGAUGCUGAUGAACUUUGUCACAAGUUUGUUUGCAAAAAUAAUGGAGUCUUGUUUGAGAAUCAGUUGCUGCAGAUUGGUCUGAAAUCUGAAUUUCGACAGAAUUUGGGUCGGAUGUUCAUAUUUUAUGGGAACAAGACAUCAACACAAUUUUUAAACUUUACUCCAACUCUAAUCUGUUCAGAUGAUCUUCAGUCAAGCCUGAAUCUACAGACAAAGCCGGUCGAUCCCACUGUGGAGGGGGGUGCUCAGGUGCAGCAAGUUGUAAAUAUUGAAUGUAUAUCAGACUUCAUGGAAGCUCCAGUCCUAAACAUUCAGUUCAGAUAUGGUGGAACACAUCAAAAUGUAUCCGUGAAGCUGCCCAUCACAUUGAACAAAUUCUUCCAGCCUACAGAAAUGGCCUCUCAAGACUUCUUCCAGCGGUGGAAGCAGCUGAGCAGCCCCCAACAAGAAAUGCAAAACAUCUUUAAAGCAAAGCAUCCAAUGGAUACAGAGAUUACAAAGGCAAAGAUCAUUGGCUUUGGCACAGCUUUACUUGAAGAGGUGGAUCCUAACCCUGCUAACUUUGUCGGAGCUGGUAUUAUACACACAAAAACAAUCCAGAUAGGAUGUUUGAUGCGCCUUGAACCCAACCUGCAGGCACAGAUGUAUAGAUUAACACUACGAACAAGUAAAGAAACGGUAUCCCGGAGAUUAUGUGAAUUGCUGUCAGAACAGUUCUGAACUAACACAAGAUCAGUUUUGAUUCUCCAUUUUUGCCAUUGUCUUCGUCCUGCUCCAGAAAUGUCUUGUGCACCAGUGUCUGCAAAGAUAAUUGCUGCCACAUUCACAUCCCCGCCUUAAAAGGGACUAUCCCUUUUUAUGUGAAAUAAGAUAUGUACAGUAUAAAAUGAUGUUAAAUGUGAAAGAAGGCUUUCAGACAUCUGCAAGAUGACAGGGCGUCUUGUGUGUCUUGACUCAGCUGUGUUCUGUAUAUUUUUGCAGAAGUUGGAGUUGCUUGAAAAAUGCAGAUUGCAAAGAUGGUUAGUGCUGAGAGGGGAAAUGAAAUGCCACUAUAAAUUCCUGGGAGUCUGCUGACCUCGAACCAUUUUUCUAGCACUCUUCUUUGUUGCUGUAAGACAGAUGGAUUAAGGCAUCGGUCAGACAGGAUGGCAGGGUUCAUGUUGUUCUUGCGCUCUAUGUACAUGGCUUAUCUCUCAAGAAUAUGCACUAGAGGAGUCUUUCUUGUAUGUGGGAGGGCAGUAUUUGUUACUGCCUUCAUGAAUGUCACCAGUAUCUUUUUUGAGUUUUAUUUUAAAGGACAGUGAGCAUUUGCCUUCUAAACAGCAUGCAUAUUGUGACUCAUAGUUUAAUAUUGUCAAACAAGUUGCUUCAGAUUCCACACACAGCUCUAAUUUUUUCCACAUUCUGAACUACCAAAGAGUAUUUGUCUGGUCAAAUAUUAACACAAGGGGGAAAGGGUUAGGAUCUUGGGCACAAGCUGCUUUCUAAAGGUUAGAGAGUUGGUCCAAUGAAACAUUCCUUCACUUAGAUUAUAAAUAUUUUAAGCAUUCUAACAACUUCCUAGAGAGGCUAUGCCUGUCACCCACCAUCUCCUUGUUUGUUGCUUGUAUGGGUUUUCCAUUUCAUACUACUUGAUCAUAUGGGCCGUUUCCACACGGCUUACCUCUGCCCAUAAUGACCCAGUAGAUCGUGCAAAAACCACAGAAGAUCGCGUUUUCUCGCACGAGAUUUGUGCGACAUCAUGUGAUGUCGCACAAAUCUUGUGUGAGAAAACGCGAUGUUCCACUGUUUUUGCGCGAUCUACCAGGUCAUUACGAGCAGAGGUAAGCCGUGUGGAAGCAGCCAUGGAUAGUGGCUGUGAUGGUAGAGUGAGUACCUAGUCAAAUGUGAAUGAAAUUGCAGGGCCUUGAUUGUUUCAAAACAACAUUGCCACAUGAUCAGUAUAUUUUCUGCUUGAACUUCUCAGCUAGUUCAAAAAGAUGGCUUUAACAAUGGCUGGCAUAAUAGUAUGUAUUAAUAUCUUAUGCAGAAGCACAUUAGCAACUCCUUUUCAAAGUCUGUUGAAGCACACAUUUCGCUUAUGUCACUCGUGUGUGUGAAGGCCUGUUAAGAAAUGGGUCUGCAGCUACACACAAGCAUGUUGGACAUAUCUGAUAUAAAUGUCCUGGCUGCUUGAAUCAAGUUUUCAAAAGAAACUUAUGCCCAAAACUACCUGGAGUUGUCUCAUCAAGAUUAUACUACAUUUUGUAAAAAUCAGACUCUUUUUAAAAUGAUAUUGGCUUAAAAUCUAUUUGGAUUUUUUAAAUGAGGGUUAACUUCUACAGCCACAGUUAAAUUGAAGCACAUUGUAUCAAGUUACUUGAUGUGUAACUGGGUACAGUAAUAAAAAUUGAGUAACUGCCAUAAUUAUCACUGAAGAAACUCCAGGCAUUUCCAUCAUGGCAUCGUAGUACCAUUGUAAUCUGUACAGAAUUAACCUGUAUAAAACAUAAGAUCUUCCAGAGUUUGUCUUGUCAUAUAGCAGAAGUUGGGAAGAACUACUAUUUUGUUUAAAAUACAAGUCAGUCACUCUGGAGUAUGGGGCUUUAUGCCCUCCUUCUAAGGCCACCUCAAGAUGCUAUUUUUGUGUCCUCUUCACAGGUACAGGUUUUGUGUUGACAUUUCCUUUAUCCCCCAGAGACAGCAGGCUAAAGAGCAGAUACCUGAGUGAUGGGACUAUAAUUGGUAAUCCAACCUUACACAGAGGGCUUUGUCCCUGAAAUGAGCUAUAUCAGCAUUGUUCUGAAGAUGACCCAAUGGGAUAAAUGACCUUGUUACCAAAGUUGUAUAUCGAUUUAUCUUGAGCAGAAGCAAUAGUUUCUGUGGCUAAAGCAGUAUUAGUAAUCAAGGUACAGUAUUUGUUUUGUUGACAUGUGAAAUACCUGGAGACUAAAUUGUUCACUUUUAGGCCUACACUUCAGUGUGUAACAUGUAGUCAUUUCACUUGUAAAGGAAAAAAAAUCACAAGCGUAUAUGGUGAACUUCCAUUUUGACUGUAUAAAUUUUGAAAAUAUAUAAAUUUAAUCAUGUUACUGAAAUGGAAAAAUAAAUCAUUAGAAGAAAA
Molecule: messenger RNA, 5341 nt
Organism: Eublepharis macularius
Lineage: Eukaryota; Metazoa; Chordata; Lepidosauria; Squamata; Eublepharidae
Gene: AP2A2
Product: adaptor related protein complex 2 subunit alpha 2
Exons: 23
Coding region: 58-2958 (966 amino acids)
Biological process (GO): intracellular protein transport; clathrin-dependent endocytosis
Cellular component (GO): membrane coat; AP-2 adaptor complex
Molecular function (GO): clathrin-cargo adaptor activity
Source: RefSeq, a predicted model, not a curated record